This is a messenger RNA of Larimichthys crocea (large yellow croaker), 789 nucleotides long. Its product is annotated as vesicle transport protein SFT2B-like. The coding region runs from base 1 to 516 and encodes 171 amino acids. Lineage: Eukaryota; Metazoa; Chordata; Actinopteri; Sciaenidae. Gene Ontology annotation, cellular component: membrane. The transcript has 7 exons. Gene Ontology annotation, biological process: vesicle-mediated transport. The record is from RefSeq and is a predicted model, not a curated record.
AUGGGAACCUCUCCACGCAGUAAGGAAGAGCGCACAGGGAGAGUUAAUGUGGCCUUACUGGUUCUUCUUGCCCUCAGGAAUGUUGUAGAUGUAGAUGUUCAUUCAUGUGGCAGCCCUGCCUUAAAGUGCCAACUGCAGCUGAGAGUCAAAAAUCCAACGUGUUUUCAUGUCUGUGUGUUUCAGGGAGUGUGCAUGCUGUUCAUCCCCAAGAUUGGACUCACUCUUUUCAUUGUGUUUUACACUUUUGGAAACAUUUGCACUCUGUGCAGCACCAUGUUUCUGUUGGGCCCACUGAAGCAGCUGAAAAGGAUGUGCGACAAAACAAGAGCGCUGGCCACAACAAUCAUGAUAACGUGCCUUGUGUUGACUCUCUGCGCAGCCUUCUGGUGGAAGAACUUUGGACUUGCUUUGUUAUUUUGCAUCCUGCAAAUCUUGUCGUUCACCUGGUACAGUCUGUCAUACAUCCCGUUUGUGAGGGAUGCAAUACUGAAGUUGGUGGCGGUCUGCAUCAAGUGAGGGCCUGUCUGUCUUUGUGUGGAAGUUUCCAGCUGGAUGAAGUCUUUUUAUUUUUAUUUUUAGAAAGUCACUGAAGCUGCUUCCUCGUGCUUUAGAGAGUCUGUGACUCUUCCUGCUGCACAUACACAUGUUUUAUCUCCUUUGUCUUCUGUUUGCUUCAUUAUUUCAGCUGGUUGAGUUCAAUGAACUCAACCAGCUGGGCAUGGUUGGGGCAUGGUUUGUGAUAUAUGUAAAUAUUUCUAAUAAAUUAAAGUGUCGAUGAUUUUGUAAAGG